This is a messenger RNA of Ailuropoda melanoleuca (giant panda), 4711 nucleotides long. It is a transcript of the gene PIGA, whose product is annotated as phosphatidylinositol glycan anchor biosynthesis class A. The transcript has 6 exons. Gene Ontology annotation, molecular function: phosphatidylinositol N-acetylglucosaminyltransferase activity. Lineage: Eukaryota; Metazoa; Chordata; Mammalia; Carnivora; Ursidae. Gene Ontology annotation, biological process: GPI anchor biosynthetic process. Gene Ontology annotation, cellular component: glycosylphosphatidylinositol-N-acetylglucosaminyltransferase (GPI-GnT) complex. The coding region runs from base 1203 to 2660 and encodes 485 amino acids. The record is from RefSeq and is a predicted model, not a curated record.
GUGGAUGUGGGUGUGGAAGCACCGUCCUCUUGACCCAAGCCCCCGCGGGGUCUCCCUAAAGCUCCUUGGGAGCCUCUGCUACUGACUGCCCAGGGACUCGUUGGCCGUGGAUGGUUGUAGAUUUACGGCCAUCUCGCGUUUGCCACUUAAGUGGCUGGGUGGAGACCUUGGUCAAAUCGCUCAACUUGUUUGGCUUCUCAUUUGUAAAGCAAGGGAGGCAUUCCUGCAUCUCCAAGCUUCUCGUCGUCUUUAAAAUCUAAGAUUCUCUGAUUGUUCCGUUUGUUGAGCUUUUACGCCAUAAAAAUGUUAGGCGUGAUAACUCGAUGGAAGUAGACAGACUUCCUCACAGAACGUUUGCAGGUUAAUGACAAAACUUCAGAUAAUUUCAUGUGGUUCUUUACUCACUUUUUUUUUUAUCACUCAUCUUUUUAAAUUGAAUACAACUGGAAAUUCAGGUUUAGUUGACAAACCACAGUAAGAAAAUGUUACUGAAACCACUUAAAAGUACAAAACUGAAGAAUUGCAGUAUUUGGUUAUCUUGAAUCUUAAUUAGUGAAUUCAGGUCAACAAACACUUAUUGAGUAUUUCUGAGAAUAUAUUUAAAAUAGAGAUGACUUUGUUGGCAAGAAUAGGUAAUUAAGAGUUUACACAGGCAGUUACUUUGCAUUUCCUGAGUUUGCAGGUGAAAUCAGAAACUCAGACCUUUAGGAUGGCUUUCCAUUGUAUAGUUCAGUUUCCAAAGGUGUGGAAAUUCCGUCUGUAAAUCUGAGGAAGAUUUUCACUAGCUUUCCAAGACACUCUUUAGUUUUAAAAGUAAGAGUCUCUGAUAGUACUGAAUAUGGAGUGGGGAUUUUGUGCUGAUGAGGCUCUAGAGAGCCCCUGAGAGCUAUAUUUCCUACUUGAGAUGUAGAAAAUGGCCCCAGAUCCAGUCCAUCUCGAAUUGAACCCGUAUCUUUAGACUUCAAACCAAAGAGAAGGACACUUCUGGAAGAAAGGCCUACGUAACUGAAAGAAAGGUUAAGAGAAUGAAAGCAGUUUAUUGCCAUCCUUGAAGAAGGAAGAGGAAAACGUAGAUGGAUGUCUGCAGCAUGUGCUGUAGGCGGUACUUGAAAAAGCUACUGUCAAAAAGACACUUCUAGCUCCAGGAACUAGACGACACAUUACUGAGUUGCUCUAAGGACAAAUGCCUAAACCAUCUCAGCAUGGCAUAUAGAGGAGGAGGUGGGCAUGGCCAGCCUCCCUCAGCUGUGCGCUCCCAUGUUAGCCCUGGAAGUCUCUCGACAUAUAGGACCCGUACCCAUAAUAUAUGCAUGGUGUCGGACUUUUUCUAUCCUAACAUGGGAGGCGUGGAAAGCCACAUUUACCAGCUCUCUCAGUGCCUGAUUGAAAGAGGGCACAAAGUCAUAGUUGUCACCCAUGCUUAUGGAGACCGGAAAGGCAUCCGUUACCUCACUAAUGGCCUCAAAGUCUAUUACUUGCCUCUGAAAGUCAUGUACAACCAAUCUACAGCCACGACCCUCUUUCACAGUCUGCCAUUGCUCAGGUACAUAUUUGUUCGGGAGAGAGUCACGAUAAUCCAUUCACAUAGUUCUUUUUCUGCCAUGGCCCAUGAUGCCCUCUUCCACGCCAAGACAAUGGGGCUCCAGACAGUCUUCACGGACCAUUCUCUUUUUGGAUUUGCUGAUGUCAGCUCGGUGCUUACAAACAAGCUUCUAACUGUGUCUCUCUGUGACACAAACCACAUAAUUUGUGUCUCUUAUACUAGUAAGGAAAACACUGUGCUAAGAGCAGCGCUGAAUCCUGAAAUAGUGUCCGUCAUCCCUAAUGCAGUAGACCCUACCGACUUCACUCCAGAGCCGUGUAGAAGGCGUGAUAGCGUAAUAACCGUUGUUGUUGUCAGCAGGCUUGUUUACAGAAAAGGGACUGAUUUGCUUAGUGGUAUAAUACCUGAACUCUGUCAGAAAUAUCCAGAUUUAAAUUUCAUAAUUGGAGGAGAGGGACCUAAGAGAAUCAUUUUGGAAGAAGUACGAGAACGGUACCAGCUACAUGACAGAGUGCAUCUCUUGGGAGCCUUAGAACACAAAGAUGUUAGAAAUGUCUUAGUUCAAGGACAUAUUUUUCUUAAUACUUCCCUUACCGAAGCAUUCUGCAUGGCAAUUGUGGAAGCAGCCAGUUGUGGUUUACAGGUUGUAAGUACCAGGGUUGGUGGAAUUCCUGAAGUGCUUCCAGAAAAUCUUAUCAUUCUGUGUGAGCCUUCUGUCAAGUCCUUGUGCGAGGGUUUGGAAAAAGCGAUUUACCAGCUGAAGUCAGGAGCAUUGCUGUCUCCGGAAAGUAUCCAUAACAUAGUAAAGACUUUCUACACCUGGAGGAAUGUUGCGGAAAGAACUGAAAAAGUGUACGACCGCGUGGCAGGAGAAGCUGUGUUACCAAUGGACAAACGACUGGACAGACUCAUCUCUCACUGUGGCCCAGUAACAGGCUGCAUUUUUGCUUUGUUGGCUGUAUUCAACUUUCUCUUCCUCCUUUUCCUGAGAUGGAUGACUCCAGAUUCUCUCAUCGAUGUCGCAAUAGAUGCCACAGGGCCAAAGGGCGCCUGGACUCAUCAUUAUCCUUACAGUAAAAAAAGGGGCGAGAAUGAUGAGAUGUCUAAACCCAGGUAGAAGAAAGCCUGGAUUGUAAGGUUUUACACAUUUGUAAUAAUUCCAGUAAGACGGUUGAAAAUAACCUUGCUUUUUUCCUUUUUUUAAAAAAAGUUUAUUUAGUAAGUUAUGCUACCUCUAUAUCAUUCAAUGUUUUAUUUUGAGGAAAGAUAAAAACUUAUGCAAUUCCUGAGUGUAGAAACUCCUUGCACUUAACUUACUUAAGAUUUAGGAGAGAACAUUGAAGCCACUCAGGUAUGAAAUUUUUCAGACUACUGAAAUCCCUCUAACAGAGAUGUUUUAAAAUUAUAUUUUGGGAGCUUUGGGUGCUGAAGGGCCAAAUGUUUUCUGGGCAUUUUUUGGCCAAUUUUAAAUGUUCUACCAUUACUUAGACAUUCACCAAAUGUUUACAGGUUUUCUUUUGGGAAGUACAACAACGAUAUGAACUAUUUUUGAGUCCUGUUCAUACCCAUUUUAGUCAUUGAAGUCACGUUCUUAGACAUUUAUUUGGUACGCACAGUAAGUGUCACAGAUCAUCAGGUUUCUUGAGCAAAAUGGUCCAUCAGUUAUUAGCAUGUUUUAAGCACCCACUGUCUGUUGAACUAGACACUUCCUGCUGUUCAGGACCAGGGGCGCAUUCAGAUGGCUCACUUCAUGGUAGUCACAGUUGACAAAAUGGGGAAAUAUCUAACAUGCCAAAAAUGCUCACGCUUUCAAUGCCAGGAAAAAAUGGUCGGCAGAUUCCAAUUCCUUCUUCCAUCUUGUAUGCAUUCUCCUAGGUAGAGCCUUUGUCGUAAUUUGUGUCUAUGAAGAAACUGUGCUUCUGAAAUACUAGGGACCGAUAUCACUGUUGAUGGUAGUGCAGAGAAACCCUCCACGUCUUCCCGUGCAUGAUUGAGUCCUCUGUAAAUGCCUUCAUGUUUUCCGAGCAGAGCGUACGACGUGUGCCAUCUCCAAAUCAGCUGCUACCCUCCUCUACCUUUGAUAGAAGUCACUUCCCUUCACUUGUGGCCUAGCUGAUGUCUGAGAAGUAUUGUCAGUGUGUGGAAGUCUUCACCCCAGAAUAUUUUAUUUAUAGCAAAUUGAGUGUGAAAAUUGUAGGAACACAGUCUCUUUGUGGAUGUCUCUCUGUUGUUAACUGUAAUCGUUGUUGCCCAGAGCCAUGGGUUUUUAAACCCCAAAUUAUCCACAUGGUGUGUCUUAUUAACUCCUUGAACUCCUUAGAAUAAGUUUUGGUGAUAAAGGACUGCGAAGUCUAAAGAAAGGAAGGAAGGUGCUGGCGGUGUUGGGAUUCUGUACAGGAUUGGUUUCCUUUUUUUUUUUUUUUUAACGACAACACUCAGCAAAACUUCUUUUUUAAAAAGUAUCUUAACAUGCCUGUUAAACGGUUGCCACUGAUAUGUAAGAAAUACGAUUUGUGUUUUGUGCUAAAACACAAAUGCAAGAGUGCGAUUUUUAAAACCUGGAAGUUAAGGGAUCUUUUGUUAAAGAAAAAUGGACUGACCCAGACCAUUAAAUCUUAUUGGAAUUUUUAUGCACAGAAACUGAUUUAUAUAAAUAUGAAAUAAACAGUGCCAGUAUUCACGAUAAAGCAAGAAACUAACCUAUGUUUUUAUUUAUUCUCUUCAGCAAUUUUUAAGGGCAUACUACUGUUUGUUCUUACAUUUUUGUUUCUCAGCAUAUUUUUGAGAUGGCCGUUUAUUUCAGAUGGAAAUGGGAUUUAAACUUCUUGCAUGUAAAAUGUGUAAUUUGCAAAUCAAAAUUAUUUCCUUUGUUUUUAACAAAUGGAAGUAAAUUUGCUUGUUCUAGUAAAUCUUAAUUUUCGGGCUUCCUGGAUACCUUAAUUGUAACUGUCAGUGUUGCACUGGUCAAUAUGUGGAAACAUAUUGUUUGACCCUGCUACUUAUAUUUAUUUAAAAGUGAACUUGCAGUGAUGAGGAUUUUAUGAACAAUAUGUUGUAUUUCUUUUGAUAUAACAAAAACUAGCACAUAUGAAACAUUUAUGAGAACAUGCUACAUGUCCAAAAAUAAAGACCAAAAUGACAUUUUGACAAUUUUCUGAGUUUGUCUUG